CUCUUUCUUUAAUGUUGUUCUGAAACUCCAUAAACAAGCAGCUUUCAGCUCUUCCAUUUCAUUUCAUUCAAACCCUACUCAUUUCAACAACAAAAGAACCUGUUGUUGUUGUUUUUCUGUAACAUGGCUUUGCUUCUUUUGCUUCACAUUGCUCUCUUUUCUGCUCUUUGUUCAGCUGACGACCCUUAUGUCUUCUACGAUUUUAAAGUCUCUUACAUCACUGUGUCCCCUCUCGGUGUCCCUCAACAGGUUAUUGCAAUCAAUGGAGCAUUUCCUGGUCCUGUCUUGAAUGCCACGACCAAUUACAAUGUUGUUGUUAAUGUUCACAAUCAACUGGACGAAAAUCUUUUGAUGACUUGGUCAGGGAUUCAAUUGCGGAGAAAUUCUUGGCAGGAUGGUGUUCGUGGUGCGAAUUGUCCGAUUCAUCCGAAAACGAAUUUUACUUACCAGUUUCAGGUUAAGGAUCAGAUCGGGAGCUUUUUCUACUUCCCCUCCCUCAAUUUUCAGAGAGCAUCGGGUGGCUUCGGUGCCAUUGUUAUCAAUAACCGGAAAAUUAUAUCGAUUCCUUUUGCUGAACCGGACGGGGACUUUGUCGUCUUGAUCGGUGACUGGUAUACGAAGAACCACACGGCAUUGAGAGCGACUCUCGACUCCGGUGAAGAACUCGGUAUGCCGGAUGGAGUUCUCAUUAACGGGAAGGGACCGUACCGGUAUAAUUCGACCCUUGUCCCUGAUGCUAUUGAAUAUGAAACCAUUCAUGUUCAUCCAGGCAAGACGUAUCGCUUUCGAGUGCAUAAUGUCGGGAUAUCGACUAGUUUGAACUUUAGGAUAGAGGGCCAUAAUCUUCUCUUGGUGGAAACCGAGGGAGUUAAUGUAUCGCAACAAAAUUUCACUAGCUUUGAUAUUCAUGUGGGACAGUCGUAUUCGUUUUUAGUCACCAUGGAUCAGAAUGCAACUAAAGAUUACUACAUUGUGGCAAGUGCUCGGUACGUGAAUGAAUCGGUGUGGCGAAGAGUAACCGGUGUGGCCGUCUUGCAUUAUUCCAAUUCGAAAGGGCCGGCCACCGGUCCGCUGCCUGUUCCUUUGAGUGAUGUUUACAACCAAUGGUCAGCAAUGAACCAGCCCAGGGCCAUCAGGCAAAAUACUACAGCAAGUGGAGCUCGGCCGAACCCCCAAGGGUCUUUUCAUUAUGGUUCAAUUAAUGUGACCGAAACAUAUGUGAUACGGAGCUUGCCUCCGGUUAGGAUUAACGGGAAGCUUCGUGCUACACUGAAUGGCAUCUCUUUCGUCAACCCUGAUACACCGAUCAGGCUAGCUGACCUGCACCACGUAAAGGGUGCUUAUAAGCUGGAUUUCCCCCAUAAGCCUCAUGAUACAACUCCCAAGAUGGACCGAUCCAUAAUCAAUGCUACAUACCGAGGAUUCGUGGAGGUUAUAUUGCAGAAUAACGACACCAAAAUACAGAGCUUUCACAUGGAUGGCUAUGCAUUUUAUGUUGUCGGAAUGGAUUUUGGACUGUGGACAGAAAGCAGCAGAAGCAGUUAUAAUAAAUGGGAUGCCAUCUCUCGAAGCACGACUGAGGUGUACCCUGGUGGAUGGACAGCAGUCCUUAUCUCCCUUGAUAAUGUGGGAGUAUGGAACUUUAGAGUAGAGAACUUGGAUAGGUGGUACCUAGGCCAAGAGACCUACAUGAGAAUUGUCAACCCUGAGGAAAAUGGCAAGACAGAGCUGGCUCCCCCUGAUAAUGUUUUGUAUUGUGGUGCUCUGAAGAGCUUGCAAAAAGAAUCAUUAAGCUCUUCUGCAAUGGCAUUGCACUGUGGUAACUCCAAGCCGCUUCUAACUUUGAUCAUCACAAUUUUGGUAUCCAUUUUCACUUUUAGGUGAUUAUCCAAAGCUUGUUGAAGG
This is a messenger RNA of Hibiscus syriacus, 1905 nucleotides long. RefSeq names its product monocopper oxidase-like protein SKS1. NCBI's taxonomy places the organism in Eukaryota, Viridiplantae, Streptophyta, Magnoliopsida, Malvales, Malvaceae. Gene Ontology annotation, molecular function: copper ion binding; oxidoreductase activity. Gene Ontology annotation, cellular component: plasma membrane. The record is from RefSeq and is a predicted model, not a curated record.